Colletotrichum gloeosporioides is the source of this 1014-nucleotide messenger RNA. RefSeq lists its product as uncharacterized. The transcript is spliced from 2 exons. The record is from RefSeq and is a predicted model, not a curated record. NCBI's taxonomy places the organism in Eukaryota, Fungi, Ascomycota, Sordariomycetes, Glomerellales, Glomerellaceae. The coding region runs from base 1 to 1014 and encodes 337 amino acids.
AUGGACGACUUAUCGACCCCCUACCAGUCCGCCGGAAAAGGCGAUGACGAGAUCACCGGCAGAAGCAGCCAGAGCGGCGCCGGCGACAGGGCGUCUGCCAUCUUGCCGACGAACAAAGACGUUAUCCUUCGCCAGUUGAGGCAGAUGAUGAACGCGAUCGAUUCAGCUCCGACGCAGCAGGAAGCGCAGAGUGCCGCGGAAAAGCUCAAGAACUAUGUAGUUCGUUUGGGAGAGGAUAACCCUCUUUUUGAAAGCAAGCGGCACAUUUGCAAGCUCCUGUUUGAGAAGGAGGUCAUCUCCAUGGAGCAUGCAGAGUCAGCGCUGCAUGAAAUAAAGACUCUCUGGCCCCGGACCUUCGAUCACCCCAAUGCGGCAAUCAUCAACGCGGAAUUCCUCCAACAGUUGUCGACCCUGUUGGUCAGCUCUCCAGCUGACAUGUCCAUCCGCUACAACCAGCUUGGACGAGUUCUCUGGGUUCUUGCGCAGAUAUUGCCAGAAGAAGCCAUGCCGACGAGCCAAGACCUCCGAACAGCGAUGUACUUUCUACGCGGAUUGGACUUCCAAGGACGGGAGCCGGCUAGCAGCCAUGCCCGGUCAGAGUCCCAGUCCCGCACUUCGACCGAAUGGAUGGAGUACGACAACAAUGAGAUUGACAGAAUGCUCGAUACGUUCAAGAAGGUGAUGGCCCAUCUUACUUCUAGGGUGGCAGCUACGAACAAUGGCAAAACAAGGAUGCCGCCCGCGCCGGACUUCAAUGUCCUCGGAAAGCUAGCAGAUACGAUCGGUUACGAUGGAGCCGCACUCAUUACGGAGGAAGCCUACUCGCACGUAGUAGCCCUGAUGGGCGACAUUUUCAGUGCUGUCUUUGAAGAGCCUCUGAAAAUGAUGAAGACCAACCACCAGGUGUUCCUUGACGAACAUGCCACCAACGACAACAACGACCGAGCGAGCGACCGAACGAAUGACAGAACAAACAGCGCUUUGUUCGUCAACGACGACAUUUACAACCCCUAG